AUGCCGCCCCGGGCAACCGCCGGUGUCGCCCGUAUCUCAAACCGCUACUGCUGUGAGGCAUACUUGGAUGACAUUGUCAUUUAUUCUCCGAUGUGGUGCUCCUCCAUGAUUGGUGUAUCCAGGGUGGAUGGAUCUUACCGACUGGCUAACGACCGGGAGGCAGCGCAUAAGAAGACACCGCCAGGGACUGCCACGUCAUUCAUCCUCGGCCCAACCCAACCGGCAGACCGUGUGUUCACUGGGUCAUCUGAAUCACCCUUUGUCUGGUCCCUCACCCAGGACCAGUUUGCUAUGGGAGAGCCUACCAGGGUGCAGACGCCCCUGGACAAUUUAGCCCCUGGGAUCCCUGGGACACACAAACCCCUCCACUUCACAGGAAAGCUUUAUCCUUGGAAGAGAUGUAUGUGUGACGCUUCUACAGAAAAGCAGUUAUUUGUUGUACUUGUACUGAUCUACAUAUUUACUGUUGUAGGAAAUGUCUUAAGAUACAUUCUCUAUGAAGCUUGCUUAAGUUAUAUGUUCUUUGUUUUGUUCUUUGCAAGUAUUCAGUCAUGGACACUUGUCAUUAUGGCAUAUGACAGAUUUAUAGCCAUUUGGUUCCCUUUAAGGUACCAUAGUAUUGUGACUAAAACAUCUAUUGCUGCAAUGCUAGCCUUUGAAUGGUUGCUUAUAACAACCAUUGUGGCAUCUACUGUUGGGCUUAUUGAUCGCCUUUCCUUCUCACUGAGCAGAAUUGCGUCAGGAGAGGAACGACUCAAAGCACUGAAAACUUGUACUUCUCAUGUGAUUCUAGUUGCUAUUUUCUUUUUGCCAUUGGUGGGAACAAACAUAGCUGCAGUGGCCUCCUAUAUUCAUCCUAAUGCCAGGAUCAUAAACUCAACUUUGACAUACACCAUACCAGCUUUGCUUAAUCCUAUUAUAUACGCUUUAAAGACAGAAGAAGUGAUGAAUGCCGUGAAGAAGCUUUGGAAAAAAAAAACUUUUAUAAACACAGCAUAAAAAUGAUGAACUUAUUUCACCUUUCCCUGACAUAAAAUUGCUCUGUUACAGAAUUUUCUUCACAAUACCCGCUGUUUUAAAAAAGCUCAGAACAUUAUAAAAGAUAACUCACACCCUGGGCACUCCCUGUUUGAACUGUUUCCCUCGGGCA
Oreochromis niloticus (Nile tilapia) is the source of this 1150-nucleotide messenger RNA. RefSeq names its product olfactory receptor 4C3-like. The transcript has 7 exons. The record is from RefSeq and is a predicted model, not a curated record. Gene Ontology annotation, biological process: G protein-coupled receptor signaling pathway. NCBI's taxonomy places the organism in Eukaryota, Metazoa, Chordata, Actinopteri, Cichliformes, Cichlidae. Bases 1 to 999 code for a protein of 332 amino acids. Gene Ontology annotation, cellular component: plasma membrane. Gene Ontology annotation, molecular function: olfactory receptor activity.